AUGAAUCAAGUGCCACAGCGGGACUCAAUCCUACGCUGCAUCCACCUGGCACCUGGAUUCAUUGAAGAGUCAUUGGAGAAGCUGGAGAAGGAGCCAAAGAAUAGCUCCUACGCUAUACGGGUGGCUGAGCACAAGACCUCGGUGCAAUUUGGAGAGGCUACCCUUGCACUCACGCAGAGGGGAGUCAGCUGGGUGAAGAGGCUGAGGGACAUAAAGAAUGGGGCUGGGGAGCGCCAUCAUUGCAUCUUGAUCCGCAGUGCCCUAGCCGACAGUGCCAAGUCUGCCCUGACGCCCGAGGAGAGGAACAAAGUCAGCACUUUUAUGUGUCAUGACACUAAGACUGCUGACAGGUUUUAUGUCCUGAACCCCAGCCUGCAGGAGGCCGUCAGAAGAAGAACUCUAAUUACUGAUGCACUCUCCAAAGUGCCCUCCAGAGAGAAGCCAUCCUCCUCCUCAGCUGCCCACAAAAGAAGAGCAAAAAAGGCAGGUCCAGCACCCAAGAGUACGAAAGCCAAGGGGGAAUGGUCCACCUCAGAAGAGGAGGAGGAGGAAGAAGAAGAAGUAGAGAAUGAGGAGGAUGAGGAGGAGAAGGAGGAGGAAGAAGAGAAGGAGGCAGCAGAGGAAGGGGCACACGCACUACAGAUGAGGUCACCCAGCAAAGCAAUAAUUAAGCCCUGCUCUGUAAGAAUUAGCCCGUUCAAGACUUAUAAUCUCCGGCUCCAGCGCCAACGCCGGGCAAGUGCCAAAGUAAGGCGUGUUCUGGAGAAAAUGGCCAAGAAUUAAAAACUUUUUAGACAUUUUGUAUUUUAAAAGUUGCAUGUUUUGGUGUUUUGGUGUUUUUUUUUCAUGGUUGCAUGUGUUGGUGUUUUUAAUA
This is a messenger RNA of Fundulus heteroclitus (mummichog), 874 nucleotides long. RefSeq names its product histone acetyltransferase KAT6B-like. NCBI's taxonomy places the organism in Eukaryota, Metazoa, Chordata, Actinopteri, Cyprinodontiformes, Fundulidae. The transcript has 5 exons. The record is from RefSeq and is a predicted model, not a curated record. Bases 1 to 783 code for a protein of 260 amino acids.